GUGUGGGCGCAGCGGAGGACUUUCCUAUAAAAGCAGGGAUCCCACGGCCAGACGAGCUCGUCUCUCAGCCACCGCAGACCUGAGCCGCAGUUCCCCGCCAACAGCUGUCUUUCCCCCCGCCACAGUUCGGAAAACCGUCUCCGCCUCACCCAAAGGAAAUCUUAGUCUAUGGUUCUGACUGACGCUUCGACAAGGAUGUCCCGGACCGACGAGGUGCACCGUAUAACGGAGAAUGUCUACAAGUCCAUCAUGGAGCAGUUCAACCCCUGCUUGCGGAACUUCAUAGCCAUGGGAAAAAGCUAUGAGAAGGCGCUCACCAGUGUCACAUAUGCUGCAAAGGGCUACUUCGACGCUCUGGUGCGGAUGGGCGAGAUGGCCAGCGAAAGUCAAGGCUCUAAGGAUCUUGGGGAGGUGCUCUUUCAGAUGGCUGAAGUGCACAGACAGAUCCAGAUCCAGCUUGAGGAGAUGCUGAAGUCUUUCCACAACGAGCUGCUCACAGAGCUGGAGAAGAAGGUCGAGCUGGAUGCUCGCUACCUGAACGCGGCGCUGAAGAAGUACCAGAUGGAGCACAAGAGCAAAGGGGAGAGUUUGGAGAAGUGCCAGGCAGAGCUGAAGAAACUGCGCAGGAAGAGCCAGGGCAGCAAGCACCCCUCCAAAUAUGGAGACAAGGAGAUGCAGUACGUGGAGGCCAUCAGCAACAAGCAGGGCGAGCUGGACAGCUACAUCGCUGAGGGCUACAAGAACGCUCUGUCUGAGGAGAGGAGGAGGUACUGCUUCCUGGUGGACCGUCAGUGUGCCGUAGCCAAGAACAGCAGCACCUACCACAACAAGGGUAAGGAGCUUUUAACCCAGAAAAUCCCAAUGUGGCAGCAGGCGUGUGCCGAGCCCAACAAACUGCCAGACCGUGCCAUGUUCCUUGCCCAGCAGAUGAGCGGUGCGGCGGGCAUCAUGGCUCCCGGCGCUCAUCAUCCAGGCAUGCCCAUCUCUGAGCCCAUCCCUGGUGCUAAACCCCUGCCGGUGCCUCCAGAACUGGCAGCUCUGAGGGCCAGUGGGGCCAUGGGACAGCAGAGGCUGAUGGGAGGUGUGGAAGGAGGGAUGGCGGUCAUGAACGGCACAGCCGGUGCUCACGGAGGGGACGACUACCAGCAGUGGAUGGAGGGCAAGGUGGCCCAGGGCAAGGUUUCACCGCAGACCCAGAGGCAUGGUGGAGAGGUCUACUCGAACACCCUGCCUGUGCGCAAGGUCGCUCCAGCCAAGAGCAAGACCACACUGACGGAGACCCGUACGCUGCCCCGGUCCAGCUCCAUGGCAGCCGGGCUGGAGAGAAACGGGAGGACUCGGGUCCAGGCCAUCUUCUCCCACGCAGCCGGGGACAACAGCACCCUGCUCAGCUUCUCUGAGAGCGAUGUGAUAACCCUGCUGGUCCCCGAGGCCCGGGAUGGCUGGCACUACGGAGAGAAUGAGAAGACCAGGAUGCGUGGCUGGUUUCCCUUCUCCUACACCCGCGUGAUCUCUGAUGCUGAUGGCGCCUCCAUGAAGCAGCUUCGAGUACACAACCUUCACGGGAAGAGCAGUAGCACGGGGAACCUUCUGGAGAGAGAAGACAUGGCUCUGUCUGUCCCUGAUUACGGCGUCCACUCCCGUAUGGCGGCGCAGAGUGCUGCUGCGCUGCAUGGCAGACAGCAACGCCCCUACAGCGUGGCGGUGCCAGGCUUCUCACAGCAGGGAGUUGAAGAGUACGAACCCCGCUUCCCCACAAGCAUCGAACCGCCCAACGAGCCGGCCGUGGAGGCCCCACCCAUCCCUCCCCUUUCUGAUGAAGAGGAUGAAAUCGAGGAGGAUGAGCUUGAUGAAGCUCACUAUGACUCCGUGGAGAAGGCCUCGCCUCCCCCGGGUGACUACUGAGCUCUCCCCCAGUUUAAACCAGCUGUAGGUGGAUCACUGGUGCACGAUAGCAGCCUCACCCCUCAGCUGUAAAGCUCUGAUUCAAACACAGUAUUACAUUAAUGCAACUAUAUGAUAAGAAUUAAAUAUGGCCAGCAAAUGAACAGUUAACACUUACAGUAAUCUCUGCAUUAGUAAUGAGGUAAUUUAAGGUAAAUAAAAGCUAGAAUUGAUUUAUAUUGGAUAUUCUAGCACAGAACGCACAUUGAAAACCAGACAAAUUUAAAAAUCAGGCUUUGCUCUUGAUUGUUUUUCACUGAGUUGCAUUUCUGUACAUGCAUGUGCUCACAUUUUGGGGUCACAGCGAAGGACUACAGUGGAGUUGUCUCACCCUUUUCACUUUCAAAACACGCAGGGAGGUGAUGUGGUAAGAAGUAAGAGUAGAUGUUUGCCUCAGAUAGAUUCUUGGUUCAUUUUCAAAGCCUGAAUUAUUGCCUCUUCCAUCAUAUCGUGACUCAAAGACUGACGACUGGCUCCUCAUGUAGACUCACAGGACCUGCAGCUGGUCUGAGAAGUCGCCUGACGACGUCUCUGUGCUUUUAAAAAUGCAGCCUCCUCCCCCUGCCUUGUCAACUAAAGGGCUUUGAUGUUGGUAAGCUACAUAUCUCGUCAGGUGUUUCACCUUUUAGCCUCACCUGUUAAUACUGCCUUCUCACAGGGCAAGCGUACCAACCUGUGCUGGUGCUGCGUCGAACACUGCUACACACAGCCAGAAAACAGAGAAGUUUGUCAUUUGUCUGAUCCGACACGGAUCAUUAAUGGUGGAUGUUUCAGCAGACGAUGCAUUGAAACACACCACAGACAAUAGACUAGCCAGAAAAAUCAGCAGUGUCUGUGUCAUGAAUUUGUGCUGAGUGAUAGCAUCAAACCUGAUAAGCACACUACUCGUAGUACUGUAUACUGACAGGAAAUCUAUUCUGUAAUAUUAGUUAGAAGCAGCACUGCAGGUGUACCUACAGUAACAAUGCACUGCACCAGUUCUCAGAUUUCAUUGAUCUGACGUUUGAUUAAUAUAAUGUACAAGCAGUUUGUAAGAUCUUCUUAAAGCAACAUUUUCAGCAGCUGUGAUUUGCAUUUUGUCUCCUGUCACAUUUGAAAUAACUGGAUGCUUUGAUGUAGAGAGACGAGCAAUCAGGAGGACACUGGUAUAGAUCAUUAUUAGAUAGACUGAGCUGCCUUUCCUUAAAACUGAUGGUUAAAGGACAGUCCCCGUCCAAACAUUUGUCUGAGGAUUAUCCAGAGUUACGAGAUGCCGCUGUUGAAUUUUUUAUCAAAUGUUGUCAAAUUCUGUGAGCAGCACAAACACACCUCUGACCCUGUCUCCACUCAAUAACUGAGGAAAAUCAUGUUUCGUAUGUGAAAACCUGGACACAUCAGGGUGCCUCAAUACAGUCAAUAUAAAGAAAUCAGACAUAGUGUUUUUUUAAGAUCAUUUGAGUGAACCUACUCUUUAAUUUUGCCUCCUGUUAAUCUGAUGCAGGUGAAGAUAUAGAAAUUGUUAAACUUACUGAUGAAUUUCAUUAUUCAUUUAGUGGAAGGAGCUGAGGUGAAAUCUCAUCCACAAGUAAUAAAAUUAAGGUUUGAGUGGUUUAAAGUAGAACUGCACUGAUUUAAAAGGUGAUUUGAACAUUUAAAAGCCAGAUUUGAAUGUUUGGAAUAUGUGUUUCGUACUGAACAUGUUAGGUGCUUCGCUAAGACAGUACGUAGUUUCAAUGAAAUGUGCCUUAGUUUAAAAUGUGAACAGGAAUUCUCUUCAUAAUAAUCAGUUUCCUCUCAUAUACAGUCAGUGCUCACGUUAGGUGCAGGAUAUCUUAAGAGCAACUGCACUCUGAGUCUUGUAUGUAGGAAAAGGAUUACUGUACUGACCUCUAAGGGUUGAAUGGUUUAAGUCUGUUAACUUCAAGUCAUCCAGCUGUGACACAGCAGAACUGUACAUUGUGAAGCACUAGAGGCACCACGGAGCAUGCAACGACCACUAGGUGGCAGUACAAGCUGAGUUUUCAGAGUGCAGUUACUUGUUAAAUACCAGAAAUUAGCAGCUUUGCUUUUCGAACUGAUAAAAUCCGUAUCAGUGUAACCAAGUGAUACAAGAAGACUAAUACAAUACAGAUAUGAUGACUGACAGUCAAACCUGUAUCAUUGUGAUUUCAUGGCAAACAGUGUCUGUUUUUCAAUUUAAUUUUGAGAAUAAAGAAUCAAGUAUUUACCCAGA
Molecule: messenger RNA, 4156 nt
Organism: Chelmon rostratus (copperband butterflyfish)
Lineage: Eukaryota; Metazoa; Chordata; Actinopteri; Chaetodontiformes; Chaetodontidae
Gene: baiap2b
Product: BAR/IMD domain containing adaptor protein 2b
Exons: 14
Coding region: 169-1905 (578 amino acids)
Biological process (GO): positive regulation of actin filament polymerization; actin filament bundle assembly; plasma membrane organization
Cellular component (GO): nucleoplasm; cytosol
Molecular function (GO): protein binding; cytoskeletal adaptor activity
Source: RefSeq, a predicted model, not a curated record